Molecule: messenger RNA, 1825 nt
Organism: Betta splendens (Siamese fighting fish)
Lineage: Eukaryota; Metazoa; Chordata; Actinopteri; Anabantiformes; Osphronemidae
Gene: txk
Product: TXK tyrosine kinase
Exons: 16
Coding region: 164-1693 (509 amino acids)
Biological process (GO): adaptive immune response; B cell receptor signaling pathway; peptidyl-tyrosine autophosphorylation
Molecular function (GO): protein binding; ATP binding; non-membrane spanning protein tyrosine kinase activity
Source: RefSeq, a predicted model, not a curated record
UUGCAGGUUUCCCUCUACCUCACGGCCUCGUAGCAGCUUCUGCAGAUGAAGACCACUGAAGGGGAGAUGAGGCCGACUUCAAACCCUCAAGCUGAAAAAACCUGGAGCUAAAACGGAGAUUAAACAGGAGGAAGACGCGGCAGAAGAAGAAGAGCAGAGCGUCAUGAUCCAUUCAAAUCACUCCAUCCGCUCAGUGUUCUGCUGCUGCUGCUCCCUGCAGACCAGGGAGAUCAGCACACACGUAGAGGUGGACAGACGAACCUCUUUGUGUUUCCAGAGUAGACGAUACCCAGGACAUGUGGAGAGGUCGAGGAGGAAGCUCCCCCUUCCUCCCCCCGAAGAGGGGGAGGGCGAAGGCCAAGGGGCGCUGAGCGUGGUCGCCAUGUACGACUUCACAGCUAAAGAGGACACGGACCUGACGCUGAAACAGGGGGAGGAGUACUUCAUCCUCCACAAACAGGACCAGCUGUGGUGGAGGGCACAGGACAAACACGGGAAUAAAGGCUUCAUCCCCAGCAACUAUGUGACAGAGAAGAACAGAAUUGAGGCCAACCCGUGGUACUGCAAGAACAUCACCAGGACAGAAGCUGAGCAGCUGCUGAGGCAGGAGGACAAGGAGGGCGGGUUCGUGGUCCGGGAGUCCAGCCAGAAGGGCGUGUACAUCGUCUCUGUGUACACAAAGACAUCGGGGGUUGGCGGUGACAUCAGACAUUACCAGAUCAAGAUUAGCGACACGGGCCACUUCUUCCUGGCAGAAAAGCACACCUUCAGCUGCAUCCCUGACGUCAUCCACUACCACGAGCACAACGCUGCAGGCCUCGUGACCAGGCUGCGGUACGCAGUGGGGCCGAUGGGCAGAUGUGUCCCCGCCACAUCUGGAUUCAGCUCCGAGAAGUGGGAGAUCAACCCCAGCGAGCUGACCUUCAUGAAGGAACUGGGCAGCGGCCAGUUCGGCCUGGUCCGACUGGGCAAGUGGAGGGCUCAGCAGAGGGUGGCCAUCAAGGCCAUCAGGGAGGGGGCCAUGUGUGAGGAGGACUUCAUCGAGGAGGCCAAGGUCAUGAUGAGGCUGUGCCACCCCAAGCUGGUGCAGCUGUACGGCGUUUGCCUGCAGCAGCGCCCCCUGCUGAUCGUGGCGGAGUUCAUGGACAACGGCUGCCUGCUGAACUUCCUGCGGCAGAAGGGUCGGAGCCUGAGGGACGCCUGGCUGCUGUCCAUGUGCCAGGACGUGUGCGAGGGGAUGGAGUACCUGGAGACGCACAGCUUCAUCCACAGAGACCUGGCGGCCAGGAACUGUCUGGUCAGCGAGCACAACGUGGUGAAGGUCAGCGACUUCGGGAUGACCAGGUACGUUCUAGACAACCAGUACACCAGCUCCAGCGGCGCCAAGUUCCCAGUGAAGUGGUCUCCUCCUGAAGUUCUCCACUACAGUAAAUACAGCAGCAAGUCGGACGUCUGGUCGUUUGGUGUGGUGAUGUGGGAGAUCUACUCUGAGGGCCGCACUCCCUUCGAGAACCGCUCCAACCUGGAGGUGGUUUCCGACAUCACCAGAGGGAUCCGUCUGUACCGGCCGCAUCGCGCCUCGCACCCGCUCUACUCCAUCAUGUACCACUGCUGGCACGAGACGGCUCAGGGACGGCCGUCUUUCUCCGAGCUGCUGGCAGAAAUCAGAAAACUGGCAGAAAACCCCGAUUAACUGGCACAUAUUCCAACAUUUUGCUCACUUUCAAACUACUUUUCACUAGUUUUAUGAACAUACAAACAAACUGUAUUUUGUCAUUGUAAAAUAAUACUAUUUUUUCAUUAAAAUAUUCAGAUAAUCUGGUAA